CCCGCUCCUCUCCACUGAACUCCAACCCCGCGCGCUCUAUCAGCAUCUCAUUCCUGUCUCAAUAUGUCUCAAGAUGGCGGCCAAUGCAGGAUCGAUGUUUCAAUAUUGGAAGCGCUUUGACUUGCAACAACUACAGAAAGAACUCGAUGCCACCGCCACACAGCUCGCCAACAGACAGGACGAGAGUGAACAGUCCAGAAAGAAGCUCAUCGACCUGAGCCGCGAGUUCAAGAAGAACACACCAGAGGACUUCCGUAAACAAGUUGCUCCUUUGCUCAAGAGCUUCCAAGGAGAGAUCGAUGCCCUGAGCAAGAGAAGUAAAGAAGCAGAGGCCGCCUUCUUAAAUGUGUACAAGAAAAUAAUUGAUGUCCCAGAUCCCGUACCUGUGCUGGAGCUGGCUCAGCAGCUACAGCUGAAGCUCCAGAGGAUGCACGACAUUGAGACGGAGAACACCAAACUUCGAGAGACAUUGGAGGACUACAAUAAAGAGUUUGCGGAUGUCAAAAACCAAGAGGUGACCAUUAAGGCCCUGAAAGAGAAGAUCCGCGAGUACGAACAGUCCCUGAAGAAUCAAGCAGAGAACCUGGCACAAGAAACGCAGCUCCAGCUUCAAAACGACUAUGCAGAGAAGGAGAGGAAACUCCAGGAGAGCCAAGAUUCCAUGUCGUCACGGUUGGAAGAGGCCGAGCACAAAGCCCAGUCCCUCCACACAGCACUUGAAACAACUCAGGCCGAGCUCUUUGAUUUGAAGACGAAAUAUGACGAGGAAUCCUCAGCAAAGGCCGACGAGAUCGAGAUGGUGAUGACAGACCUUGAAAGAGCCAAUCAGCGAGCUGAAGCAGCGCAAAGAGAAGCUGAGUCACUGCGGGAGCAGCUGUCCUUGAGUAACCAAUCCCAGCGAGCCGCCAGCCCGACCAAGGCCGACCCCGACACGGAACAGGCAGCAGAGGUGGCAUCCCACUCAAGUCUGGAGGCGGAGCUCAGGGCCAAAGAAAGGGAAACCGCACAGCUGGUGGAGGACGUCCAGAGACUGCAGGCCAGCCUGACCAAACUCCGAGAGACCACCAGCACCCAGAUCACACAGCUGGAGCAGCAGCUUAGCAGCAAGACAGCCGUUCUCAAGGAACUGGAGGAGAAGCUUCAGAAGCAAGCGGACUACGAGGAGGUGAAGAAGGAGUUGGGUAUUCUGAAGUCAGUGGAGUUUGGAACAUCCGACUCCGUGCAGGAUUCAUCCAAACCUCUGGAGGUGCUGUUACUGGAGAGGAACCGUAGUCUUCAGUCUGAGAGUGCCGCACUACGCAUAGCCAACUCUGAGCUCAGUGGGUCAGCCGGGCGGAAAGGGACAGAAGAGAAGACAUCCAAGGAGGAAACCAGCAACCCUUCUUCUUCGCCACCUCCUCCCCCUCCUUCUCUUCCUUCCUCCUUGCAGCCACCCCUAUCUCGCGCUCAUACAAUCGCCCUCAACACUGCCGCCACUACCACCAGCAGCGGGGAAACGCACCCGUUCACUCCAACUGGCAUUGGACAGGACUUCUACUCUCCCGUUUUCCCGCUGGUGGGCGGUAAAAUGGCUUUGAACUCCUUGAUCCAGCGGCAGCUGCUCCAGACCUUCUACUCCAAAGCGUUGCAGGAGUCUUCUGGGAUUCCCAGUGGGGCUUUACUGUUCACCCCCUUCACUCCAACCCUCAGCUCCAUCCCGACCUCCACCCCCGGCUCCGGCUCUGCUGCCAUCCCUCUGGCAGCCAGCAGCCCUCAGCCACCCCCGGCCAGCCCUGACAUGGGUCCUGUUAACGGGAGCAGCACCGCCGGCAGCGCCCCCUCGCCGUCACCGAGCCACUCUGACGCCACCACAGGGAGUGUUUUGGACGGGGAGGAUAUGGACACAGCAGAGAUUGCCCGGCAGGUGAAAGAGCAGCUGAUCAAGCACAACAUUGGGCAGCGUGUGUUUGGCCACUACGUGCUGGGACUCUCCCAGGGUUCAGUCAGCGAGAUCCUUGCCAGACCAAAGCCCUGGAACAAACUCACCAUCCGGGGGAAGGAGCCCUUCCACAAGAUGAGGCAGUUUCUGGCCGAUGAGCAGAACAUCCUUGCUCUGCGCAGCAUCCAGGGACGGCAAAGAGAGGGCUCAGGCCAGCCCCAGCUUAGCCGAAUGUUUCAGGACGUUCCGAAGCGGAGAACCCACUCCAAUACAGCUUCACACACAGGGAACAUCACUGCUCGUAUCCGCACUCCAGAUGCCGGUUCAGACGAGGCCAUCAAGUCCAUUCUGGAGCAGGCCAAAAGAGAGCUCCAGGUGCAGAAAGCCGAUUUGUCCCACAUGCAACCCUCGUACGCAGGCCUCAAAGGAGGAGGUGGAAGCAGCAUAGGAGGCGGCAGUGGGUCAGAUGAGGCCAUUCGCUCCAUCCUAGAGCAAGCUCGCAGAGAGAUGGAGGCCCAGCAGGCUGCGUUGGAGCCCAUCCUCAAAGCCUCAUCUUCCUCAUCCUCCCUAGGGUCGUUGUCUCAGAGAGACUUCAUGAGCUCACCGCUCACUGCUCCCCUCCCCCCUUACAAUCCUCUUGCGCUCUCCCUCAAGAAGCCUACCAGCUCCCUGUUGUCCUCCCCGUCCUCCCCGUCCCCGGUGUUGGACUUCAGCUCCAGUGUAAAGAAGGAAGCUCGGUCUUCUCUGGGGAUCGACGCGUCAAUGGAUGGAGCUCUAAGGCAGAGUCGGAGCUCCGAGGGGUCAGCACGCUCAGGAAGCGGUGCUGGAGGAGUGGGUUACUGGAGAGAGCAGUGGUGGAGCAGCAUGCACACGGACCACCGCAGGCCCGGAGCAGAAGAAGAGAACCACAACCAAGAGGACUCCAAAGAGGGAAUACUGAGUGACAGUCUGUCUCGAAACAAGCCGUGGAACAAACUGAACCAGAGGAACCGGGAGCCAUACCUGCGCAUGCAGCCGUGGCUCAAUGGAGACCAGGGGCAAAACGCACACAUCCAGCAAGCUCAGAACCAAGAGGGUACUCCCAAGACAUCAGCAAGCUGCAGCCCUGCUCCAGAGUCACCUCUCAGUUCAGCUGAAGAGUCUGUCAAUGGUCUCGCGGGAGAUCUGCUUACAUCGCAGUCGUCUGGUCUCAAGCCCACCUCUGAAGAUCCUACAUGUGGAGACUCUCAGCCCGGCACCCCGCUGCCUAUACCGGGCCACUCGGGUCUAAGCAUUCAGGAGAUGGUCGCAAUGUCUCCUGAACUCGAUACGUACGCUAUUACCAAGAAGGUGAAGGAGGUGCUGACUGACAAUAACCUUGGUCAGCGUCUGUUUGGGGAGACUAUCCUGGGUCUGACGCAAGGUUCCGUCUCAGACCUGCUGGCCAGACCCAAACCCUGGCACAAGCUCAGCCUGAAGGGUAGGGAGCCAUUUGUCCGCAUGCAGCUCUGGCUCCAGGACCCGCACAGUGUGGAGAAACUCAUGGACAUGAAACGACUCGAGAAGAAAGCCUACAUGAAGAGGAGGCUGAGCUCUUUGAGUGAUGGCCAUUCUGUGGAUGUGGGCUUCGUGGGGCCGGACUACACGCAGGGCUCUCAGAGUCCGGGGCAGCAGCAUCUGAAGAAACCCAGGGUUGUGCUGGGACCCGAGGAGAAGGAGGCCCUGAAAAGGGCGUACCAACAGAAACCAUAUCCCUCCCCUAAGACCAUUGAGGAGCUGGCCUCCCAGCUCAACCUGAAGACUAGUACUGUCAUUAACUGGUUCCAUAAUUAUAGUGUCUGUUGUAGGUCACGUAUCAGACGAGAACUCUUCAUUGAGGAGAUCCAAGCAGCAGGAGGAAUGGGGCCUGGCAGUGAGGGGGGCUCCCCUUCCCUCCGUGGGUCUAAAGCAGGAGAAGGAGACAGCUGUGACGGGACAGAAUCCGAGGGCACCGUGGAGACGCGCCAGGGAUUCAGCGUGGGCCUGGAGGAUCACAGGGGAGUGUGCAAAGACCACGACAUGGAGGCUGAGUCCGAAGCAGGGGGCUCUAAUAAUUCCCCUGCCCAAAUAGACUGCGUCCCCCCAGGGUCUAGUUGCGGCCCAGGCGGAUUAGGCCUCUUCAGCCUCACGGAGGCGUCCCCCAGUAGCUCCGCAUCGAGUACUAAUAUACCGGCCUCUGGCCCGGCCAGGAAUCCCAGGGACAACAAUCUGCGGAAGAAGAAAGCGGCCAACCUCAAUAACAUCAUUCACAGGCUGGAGAAGGCUGCCAGUAAAGAGGACCCCUCGGAGUGGGAGUUCUAGCCCCCCUCCUGACCAUCCUUCGCCCCUCUUGUCUCAUAACCUCACAACCUCUAACUUGGACCCCUCCUGCUCUGUUCCAGUCGGAGAGUGGACGCAGCCAAAGUCAAGCUCAGCAGCCAUUUUUACUACACAGAAGCUUUCCCAAAAAAAGAGGAAAGAAACAAAGUGUGGUUGGCAAAACCCUUCAACAAGAAGAUUUACUGAUUACUUAGAAGAACAAAAUAAGAGAACUUAAGUGUCUCUCCUUUUUUUUAAACGGAGUUUUGUUUUUGUACUGAGAAAAGCACUUAGCCGUCCUGCUGGCCUCUGGCCCUGCUGUACCUCCCCCCCAUCACCAGCCACUGGUGCACCAGACUGGUUAGUCCCGAGCUGGGGUCUGACCCACAGCCGGGCGCAAAACCUGGACUGGGUAAGACAGCAGCUGUCCCAGUGAUAGACACUGCUAGAUGAUAGAUAGAGACAGGAACUCUCUUACAAGAACUCUCACUUUUUUGAAAGGAGAUGUUUUUUCCCGCUCUUCUUCUCACCUCCCAAGUGUCCACAAACCUCCCCUCACUCAGUGAGACGCCUCAUUUUUCACACUGUAGAGUGACUGUUACAAACCCUUUGCCUUUUUCACUCAUUGCGCGUGCGCGUGUUGUUGUUUUUUUUUUUUUGUAUGUUUAGGGGUCGUGUCAGUGUGCACCCGUGUGAGUGUGUGUGUGUGCACACCACAAACGGUGUGUGUGUGUGUUAGUAUGUGUGUGUGUUGUCUCGGUGGCAGCACGUCUGCGUCACUCCUACACUCUUAAGAGGGUCAUGCCAGGCCUGAGCUGCCAUGGUUACCGAUGUACGAACUUUGACCUGUCGUGUUCUCUAUCCUAUCCUGCUGACAGCCAUGUGAUGGCCAGAAGGAUCACUUCAUUUCUCACACACACACACACACACACACACACAAACCCACACACACACUCGUCUGGAAAGGAAGGAGAGAAGGAACCCCCUUUUUUUGCCUCCUUAGGUCCUCCUUGAAGGACAAAAGGCCAUCUCUCCUUUAUUUCUUCAUAUUGCAAUUUGGUUGCCAAUAAGAGAUUGCACAGUCUUUUGACUCUAAAGAAAACAAAAUAGGGAAUUUUUAGGAUGCAUUUUAAUUAGUACAAAAUAAGCAGAAAAGAGAAUAACAAGUUACUGUUUUUUGUUUUGUUUUUGAAGCAAAUUAGGUUGGAAUAAUGUUGCAUUGUCACAAACUAAUGAAUUCACGUAGUACUGUAGCUGGUGAUACUUAACUCUUGUUUUCUAGGUCGUCACAGUUUGACCCAGCACUGGAUCUGCUCGGGUGCGUGUGUAUGUUUUGUGUGUGUGUGUGUGUGUGUGUGUUUGUGUGUGUGUGUGCGCACCACCAGCUAAUUUCCUGUUCACAAACACAUCUUUUUAUAGGCCAAAUCAGGAAGAGCGUGUGCGUAUGUGUGAUGGUGCGUCUCAUGUGUAUAUUUUCCUGCAUGUAAGUCAGGGUCAAGGUCAAUUCACUCAGAGUUUCAAUUUACAAAAGUUCUAAAGAAGCAUAACGAAGCUCCUGGUUUUUGCAAUGUACAGUAUUUGAUUCCUUUUUUGUUAUUUGGAAAGUCAGUUCACUCCAACCCCGGGGUGAGUAUUUCCACUUUUCUCCAGUCUUUCCUGUAUCCAGGGAGUCUUUUUACAUUAAAUUCUACUGUAUACACUACAAUUUUUAAGGCAUAUCACCUCCUCCUACUUUUCCUGGUCCCACACAAGCCCUCAGUGCCUGUCAGCCCACUGCCUCCCCUUUGUGUGUGUGUGUGUGUGUGUGUGUGUGUGUGUGUGUGUGUGUGUGUGUGUGUGUGUGUGUGUGUGUGUGUGUGUGUGUGUGUGUGUCUGUGUGUGUGUGUGUGUGUGUGUGUGUGUGCACUUGUUUCCAAUGAGUGUGGGGGGGUUCACAUUUCUACUUGCACACACUACUAGUGCACAACUGACACCCUUCUUUUAAAGAUGCGUUACCAUUAAUCUUCUCACCACCUAGUAUAAUACAAUGAUUUACUGUAGCUUGGUUUUAUUGCUAUUAUUUUGUUGUUGUUGUUGUUGUUGCAUUUAUAGUUUUGGUUUUUAUUCUGCUUAUUUAUAGGUGCUGUCAUUUUUCAUUUAAUGUCUUAUCAUUUGAGUUGUCUAUUUUUUAAGGGAUUAUACUGUUCCUGAGGGCAAGUAACAUUUUUAUUAGACGUUAUAGACUGCCGGCAGUAUUGGUUAAUAUUUACAAAGAUGUACUAGUUCUCAUUUGUUUGUAUAUUCAUGAAUUCUUAAGAAAACAAGUUGUAGUUUCAUUUCAGUAGCUCUUAAAUAAUGCGUUUGCAACACCUCACGCCCACCCCAGAGCUUUUUGCGUUAUUUUCCAUGACAGUUAUGCUCUCAAAUUGCUAGCUCAAGAAUGAACAAACAUAUCAAGAUCAGUGAUGAUUGAUAGCAUAUCUAUUUCCCCGCUGAUCAUUUCUCCUCGUCUUGUGUCAGCUCUGACACGAAUGCUCUUUUUCCCCCCCAUCAUCCCCUCCUUAAUCACAUCAUCGAUGAUCAGGUCCGGGUGUAAGCUCGUUGUCACAAGAAAUGAACCCAUGCUGCAAAGAGGUCAUAUCUGCCAAAUUGAGAUUAGACAAGUUGUACCAGCUAGCAACCUGCGAUUAUUAAGAAUUCUAUUCUCUAGCAGUCGGUAUAGCCAAGCACUUAUUAGGACAGGGUCUGUACAACACUACACCAGAGUACCGUCCCAGGCUCCUGGGAAAUGGAGGCCUUUUAUUUGUCAGCGUGGUUGUAAAUCAAGCACAGACUCCCGACACUAAAACAGAAAACAAACGCGAUGGACUGCGUCCUUUUCAGACAGAACGGAAACACAUCCCACGUCGUUACAAUUACUAACCACUUGAUUGGGGUUCUAAACAGAAUUCUCUUCUCACACUAUAUGGACUCAAGUAUUGGAACAUGGCUGUUGUAACAGAUACGAUGUGUGGAAGGAUUUUUGAGGUCCUCCCAAAUGUGUUUAAUAGCGUUGAGGUCAGGGCUCUUGUUCUUCCUCACCUGUCAGGUUCAAACACCGAACUAUCUAUUACACAAGACAAUAAGCAAGGAAUCAAGUAGAGACAGAGUCCAAUUUAGCUCAUGAGGAGAAACGUCUGGGGCUGCACACUCAGUUACAGUCUCACACCAGGCUCUGAGGGGCAGUCCCACGUGCUCCUCUAUUUAUUCGGGAGUUCCCUAGUGAGGCUGCCUCUAAAGGGAGUGGUCACACAUAUUACGCAGGCAGUCCCAGUAUCACAAUACUUGAUUACUUAGAAUGCAAAUGUACCUGAGCUCGAGAUUUCGCCCUGGCUCUGCUUUGUCUGCGUGUUGUCGUCUUAUCUUUGUUGAGGUACUUGAAGUCCGUAGCGGGCUGGAAGACAGAAACUGCUGCUGCGAGGCAACUUGCAGUGGAAGAUAAGUUGUGUGCCUUUGCACAGGUAGAAAAGUACAACUUGACCACAAUAGAUAAUUAUAGCAACGGCCUUUAAGCAUAAGAGUUGUGUGAUAACUUAUACAUAAUUAUUCUAACAUCACCACAGGUCUCAAUUGUUGUCACAGCUGAUGAAUAAGAGAUCAGAAAUGGGCAUUGUAAUUAACCAAUGAAUUUGGCAAAGUGAAGUGCAGUACUUGAGUGCAACCAGCAGAGGCACUGUUGAUUAGCAAACACAGUGGUACCUCGAUUUUCGUUAUUAAUCCGUGCAAAAAUAUUCAACAAGGACUGAAUCAUAUGGGAAAGUAUUUUUCACAUAAAUAAUGCAAAUCUAAUUAAUCCAGCCCAAAAAUAUCAAAACAAAGUAGAUUAUACAAAGACACAGUUUAACAUGCAGACAAGUACAUAUAAAUGUAAAGUGAAAUGGAUAAAUUAACAUUUAACAUAACUUUUACGUUGGAUAGAUCAACUUUAUUAAUUCUCUAAAAAAGAGGACAUUUGUUUGCUUUAACAUAAAAACAAAAAACAUACACACACAUGUAAAAAUAUUUCUAAAAAGUAGUUACAAGAAACAAAUCAGUGCAUGAUUUUUCUUAAUUAAAGACUUGUUAGCGAUAAUUGGCAAGGAAGGAGGGAGGGGAUAAACAACCAGACUUCAUUACCACUUCUGUCUCAAAUUAAAUCGUGUUUUUCACCUUCUUUAUCAAAGUUCUGGCACUCACAACUUUUUUUUGGCUCCUUUAGUUGUACUUUGUGGCAGCAAAACAGACCAUUCACAUUCAGGUUUUUGGAACUAUUUGUUGUUGUCAUUCACACAUUUACAUCAAUAAUGAAAAUGAAAUUAAGUUGCAUUUCAUUCAGACAAAACUAAAUUAAAUGGAUAAGAACGCCAUAAAGUAAAUAAACCUAUUUUAAAAUUGAGUUGAAAAGUUUUGUUAUUAAAAAUCUAUGAUGCUAUAAAUAGUGUAACAGGGAAUAGACUAUUGCAUUUAAAAUGUACUUCCUCUGUGUUAAUACUAGAGGUAGGAAUCUUUGGGCACCUCACGAUUAGAUUUGAUGGCCUUUCGACACCAUUCUCCUAAAAUACUUGCUAUAUAUGAAUUGUAAUAAAACCUUUUUAAAAUGGGUUACAGGUUGCAAAAGGCCUAAAAAAACUAUUUUUAAAAAUGUAUUAUGAAAAUGUUUUUUUUUUUACAAAAACCACUGAACGUUAAUCUUUGUCAUAAAAUGAAAUAGAGCAACCAAUCACAUUUUUACGAUGCUCAGGAUCGAAAUUAGCAAAGCAAUUUAAGUCAAACCCAAAAAUCCAUUAUCAAUGAAAAUAAUCAUAUCAAUAAUAGUUGUUUAAUGGUUUAAUCCCAAAAUUGAUUUAAAAAAGAAAAAUACGUGUUUUUUUGUUUGUUUUUUUAAUCGAUUCUCGAAAAUUAUGAAUACAUUUAGAAUCGGCAUAAACAACAAUCGCUAUUUGGAUGCGAAUCGAUUUUUUUGUAGAACCCCUCUUGAAUACUAUAAAAAAAACCAUAAAGUAAUCAGUGGUAAAAACAAACACUAGUGCAAUGUUGGUCUAAUAUUAACACUUUGUACCGUGUUUUCAUUAUGUGCAUUUAUUAAGUUUAGUAGCCUGAUGGCAAUUGGAUAAAAACUUUCACGGAUCCUUAGUUUGGUAGACGCCCUGUUCGGCCGUAUGAAUACCAAGGCAAACUUUAGCCGGACACCAAAUUAUGCGAAGAGUCGGUCUUUCAAAACCAACGUACCACUGGACUGUACUGACCCGAAUACAAGACAACUCUGCAAUUACAAUUUUUUAAUGAAAACAAGAUACAGCACCUAGUAAAUUGCAAUUACAAAUACAUUUCAAUUAGCAUCUGAACUCGCUGACAAACUUCAUGGCUGCCUUCCCAGGUCACUGGUGGGAGUGACGAGAAGAAAAGCUCUGACUCCCUGGGGGGAGAAGUGCCUAAAUAUAAAAUUACCUUUUCUAUUUGACAUUAACUUUCCACCAGGCAAAGUCGUAAUGUCAGUCAUCUUAUUUGCAUUCUAAAAAAAAAAAAAUACAUAUGUACAGUACAGGCCAAAAGUUUGGACACACCUUCUGCUCAUUCAAUGUGUUUUCUUUAUUUUCAUGACUAUUUACAUUGUAGAUUGUCACAUCAAAACGAUGAAUGAACACAUGAAAUAAAUGAAAACAUGUUGUAUAUUCUAGAUUCUUCAAAAUAGCCACCCUUUGCUUGCUCUGAUUACUGCUUUGCACACUCUUGGCAUUCGAGACCUCUGGGAACUCCUUCAAGACUGUUGGAAAACGAUUUCAGGUGACUACCUCUUGAAGCCCGUAGAGAGAAUGCCAAGAGUGUGCAAAGCAGUAAUCAGAGCAAAAGGUGGCUAUUUUGAAGAAACUAGAAUAUAAAACAUGUUAUUUCACCUUUUUUUGUUAAGUACAUAACUCCACAUGUGUUCAUUCAUAGUUUUGAUGUGACAAUCUACAAUGUAAAUAGUCAUGAAAGUAAAAAUUGAAUGAGGUGUGUCCAAACUUUUGGCCUGUACUGUAUAUGGAAACAGGAGUUUAGAACAUUCAGAAAGUUUUCAUUAAUGAAUAAUUGUUGCCCAUCCCUAGAGGAGAACAACCCCUAAUUAUUGCACCAAUCAGGAGAGGUGUCCCAGUACUUGUGUCCAUAUAGUGCAUGCUGUUGUGUCGGUCGUCCCUUCCUGCGGACGACAGGUGUCAAACAUCCGAAGGCCAGUAGUGGACGACAUCGGCACGUUUUAUAGCUACUGCAACAUUGUACGAAGCACUUAAACCAUUUGAGCAGUCGCCUUGUCCCCCGCCAUCCUAAAACCACAUCAGAUUUGUGCCUUUAACUGCCAAGCAGGGCACCAAACUUGCGAUAUCAAAGUCUGAUCCACAUGGAGUCCCCUCAACCACCCCCAACCCGUCGUCUCUCCCGGAGAGGGUGUGUGUGUGUGUGUGUGUGUGUGUGUGUGUGUGUGUGUGUGUGUGUGUGUGUGUGUACGUGUACUCGCUGAAAAAAGUAGAUGAUGUGUGUUCUUAACGAUUGACCCACUCGGGCUUUGGUGGGCCCCCCAGACGGUCCCCUGGAAGCAUGACUACGUUGUACAUAUCUAGCAGAGUGGAGGAGGAAGCACGCAGCAAACACUGUAAUAACACUGAAUUUAUUCAUAGGGCAUUUUUCUUUGUUUUCCGUCUGUUCCGUGUCAGGUUUGCUGUGGCGUCACUGCAGGUAUUGAGAUGACGUGUGCCAACUGUUUGGAGAAGAGGAAAAAAUAAAGUAAAAUAAAAGUGUAAAUAGGAGUCGGGCAAAGCAGCUCCGGAGUCACUUAGUGUCACAGUUUGCUUUUAUUUGAAGGCAGGACGAGAGAAGGGACGAUUCAGGACUUUUUCCAUGAUCCACAGAUAUUUUUCUACAAAUUUAAAGAUCAAGAUGAUUCUAUACACUGUUGUAAAGGUGUAACAGAUGCUGUAUAUCAUUUUUUUUUUCUGAAGUCGUAAAGCUUUACUGUAUGAUCUGUUUUUGAAGUAGUGCUUAUUCAUGAGUUGUUUUGUUCGUUGUGUUUGAAGCCUGGACAGCAGCACUGGUCACCCUAUUCAGGAAAAACCUUUAAAAAAGAAGAAAGAAAAACCUCAGAUGUUUUUUUUUUUUUUUUUUGUAAUAUUAAUAAUACUUUUAGAAUAUAUCUAAUGAAGUGGGUUUUGUAAAGAAUGACAGCAGUGCUGUAUGCAUAGCACACACGUUCAUACACACCUAACACAGCACAAUACACUCAUCCUUUCAAUGCUCGCCUCUUCCUUUUUCCAUUUCUUUUUCAAUCUUAUGGAAUUGUUUCCCCCCCCUUUCUGGAAUGCUCAACAUUUCAGUGGAGAAAAAAAAAAAAAAAAAGGAAGCAAAAAGCCAAAUAGUGAUGUAGUCGUCCACAUUUUGUCGUCUCCCUCCUGUAGCUUCAACCACAGUGUAGACUGACAACCAAAAUGUCCCGGGGAGGAGAGAGAGAGCUCCUUUCCUCCCUCCUCUCCAACGUUGGAAAGCUUUAAGAUGCUUGUUGAGGCUUUAGCACGUGUUUUUGUUUUGUUUUGAAGUCCAUUUGAUCCUGUCAUCAACCACGCGGAACACUUCUGCUUAGUUGAAAUGUGUGUGUGUGCGUGUGUGUGUUGUUGACAAAAAAAAGGAUGCAUGACUGUAAAAGGGACACUUCAUUCUCUCCCUCGCCCUCCUCACAUCUCUCAGCACUUCCGUCACACACGAGAUGCUGUUUUUUCUCAUGUUUUCAUGUAUCAUCGCUUUCUUUAUAUCUUUCUAUUUACUAAACGUAACAUGUUGUUUGUUCUCAGCACUGUAAAACAGUCCCUUCUGCAAACAUUGAAAAGCAAUAUCACUGUAUGAAACCUUCACAAUGUAUUUGUUAUGAUUGACAUUUGAUUCAUCAUCAUUAUUAUUCACAUGCACCCUAGGUGUGAUAAUUGAAGUAAAUCUCUUUUAUACAAA
Messenger RNA from Entelurus aequoreus (snake pipefish), 12202 nucleotides. It is a transcript of the gene cux1b, whose product is annotated as cut-like homeobox 1b. Gene Ontology annotation, biological process: regulation of DNA-templated transcription; intra-Golgi vesicle-mediated transport. NCBI's taxonomy places the organism in Eukaryota, Metazoa, Chordata, Actinopteri, Syngnathiformes, Syngnathidae. Gene Ontology annotation, cellular component: Golgi membrane. The transcript has 23 exons. Gene Ontology annotation, molecular function: DNA binding; DNA-binding transcription factor activity, RNA polymerase II-specific. Bases 74 to 4237 code for a protein of 1387 amino acids. The record is from RefSeq and is a predicted model, not a curated record.